AUGAGCAGCACCAACUGGAAAGACCGCGUCAAGGCCAAGCGUGCAGAGUUAUUGAAAAUAUACAAACCCUACCUGAUCACACGCGAAACGUUCAAAAAAGCACUCCUACUCACGGACAUCUCGAAUAUCUUCAACGAGGGUGGUAUAGCGUAUGGGUUUCUCACGGCCCGUGAGAAGAUGAUGACGGAGGAGCCUGAUGCAGUGGUUGUGCUGGAUAUGUUGCGGCGUGGAGAGUGGAGCUGCACAGAGCUGGUGACGGCGUACAUUAAGCGAUCUACAAUCAUUAGACAGCUCACAAACACACUGACCGAGCCCCUCUUCCCCUCCGCCCUCGCCCGCGCCGCAGAACUCGACGCCCUCCCCGCCGCCCACCGCGGGCCCCUCCACGGCCUGCCCAUAACCGUCAAAGACCAAUUCCAUGUCCCCGGCAGCGACACCACCAUCGGCUACGUCUCCUAUAUCGGCAACGCCUCCACGCUCCCACCCUCCGUCCUCACAGAGAUGUUCGCCUCCCUCGGCGCAAUCAUAUUCGCAAAGACCAAUGUCCCGCAGAGCAUAAUGUGGUGCGAGACCGAGAACAACAUCUUUGGCUGCACCUUCAACCCGCGCAACAUCGCGCUCACGCCGGGCGGGAGCUCGGGCGGCGAGGCGGCCAAUCUGUUCAUGUGUGGGGGCCUGGUGGGGUGGGGGACUGAUAUUGGCGGGAGUAUACGGAUCCCGAGCGCGCUGAUGGGCACGUACGGGUUGAAGCCUAGUAGCACAAGACUCCCGUAUCAGGGCGUGGUGGUGAGUACCGAAGGGCAGGAACACAUCCCCUCGGUAAUUGGCCCCAUGGCACGCACCAUAUCGUCGCUCAAGAUGAUCACAAAAGCGGUACUCGACGCCGAGCCAUGGAACCUCGACCCCAAAGUCGCCCCCAUCCCAUGGAGGGAGGACGUGUACCAGGACACGCUACAGCGAAAACUGGUGUUUGGCGUAUUACGGGACGACGGUGUGAUACGUGUGCAUCCACCCAUCAAGCGGGUGCUUGAGCACGCUGUGGCCUGUCUGCAAGCGGCAGGCCACGAAGUGGUGGAGUGGGCACCCGACGGCCACUUGGAGGCCAUGACGACCGCGGACCUAUUCUAUGCCGCCGAUGGCGGCGAAGAUAUCCGGCGUGCGCUUGAGGCUAGCGGCGAACCGCCCAUCGCGCAUGUUACUAAGCUCAUUAGCUGCGGCCCCGCCAUCUCCGUGUACGAGUACUGGCAGCUGAACAAGCGCAAAUGGGCGUGCCAGAAGGCCUACCUCGACAAAUGGAACGCCUCCUCAGCACUGUCGAGAAGUGGGAGGAUGGUGGAUCUGGUCUUGUCCCCGGUUAUGUCGCAUGUGGCGGUGCCGCAUGAAAGGUGCGGGCGGGUGGGGUAUACGAAGGUGUGGAAUGUGCUGGAUUAUACGGCGGGUGUUGUCCCUGCUGGCUUUGUGGAUAAAAUAAAGGAUCCCGUGCAGGAGUAUGAGGGUAGGAGCGAGUUGGAUAGGACUAAUUGGGAGAUGUAUGACCCGGAGCUGAUGCAUGGACAUCCCGUGGGACUGCAGGUUGUUGGGAGGAGGUUGCAGGAGGAGAAGGUUCUGGCGGGUAUGCAGGUGUUGGAGCAGGUUCUGGGAGGUAGUCACAUUGUGCAGGAGGAGGAGGAGGAGGAGGAGGCCGCGCCCCGUGAUUGA
Messenger RNA from Morchella importuna, 1698 nucleotides. RefSeq lists its product as uncharacterized. The transcript has 6 exons. Lineage: Eukaryota; Fungi; Ascomycota; Pezizomycetes; Pezizales; Morchellaceae. The coding region runs from base 1 to 1698 and encodes 565 amino acids. The record is from RefSeq and is a predicted model, not a curated record.